AUGUAUAUAUGGACAUUAACCAUUAACAAAAUAACCAGAUUAAAUGCUAGUGAUAUGUGGAGAUUACGUCAGAUUAAUCAUAAUAUAACAACAUUACCCUUGGAAAAACGUUUAAAAUUAGCUAAAUCAUGGAAUAAACAAAGUUUUGAAGAUUUAUUAAAACCAAUAUUAGUUGAAAGAAUAGUUGGUUCAGAUUUACAUAAAAAUGUAGGUAAUUUUAUUGCUAAUGAAGCAAAAAAAGCAGGUUUUGAUAUUGAAUAUGAUACUUUUAAUGAUAACACACCAUAUGGUGUAAAACAAUUUAAAAAUAUUAUUGCAACUUUUGAUCCUUCAGCUCCACGAAGAUUAGUCUUAGCAUGUCAUUAUGAUUCUAAGAUUCUUAGUGAAGGAGUAAUGGUUGCUGCAACUGAUUCAGCAGUCCCAUGCGCAAUGAUGUUAGAUAUAGCAAAAACUUUAGGACCAUUAUUAAGUAAACGCCUAAAUAAUGAUCUUACUUUACAAUUAAUUUUUUUUGAUGGUGAAGAGGCAUUUGUUGAUUGGACAGAAACUGAUUCAAUAUAUGGUUCAAGACACCUGGCAAAAAAAUGGGGUGAUGAAUAUUUUACAGAUGAAACUUGUAAUUCAAUUGGAUUAAUAAAAACUAUAGAUAGAAUUGAUUAUUUUGUUUUACUUGAUUUACUUGGAGCUCCUAAUACUAGGUUAGUUCCUUAUGCAGGACAUAAUAGUUUAAAAUUAUUUAAACUUUUAAUAAAUAUAGAACAAUCUCUUAGAAAUACAAAUGGAUUAAAGACAAGAAAAAGUAUUUUUUAUAAUGCAUUACAGUAUGGUACUAUAGAAGAUGAUCAUAUACCAUUUUUUAAAAGAAAUGUUCCAAUAUUACACUUAAUUCCUCCAAGAUUUCCAGAUGUUUGGCAUACCAUUUACGAUGACUAUAAAGCACUAGAUUUUACAUAUAUUCAUGAUAUUUUAGCAGUUGUAAAAAUUUUUACUGCUGAAUAUAUAGGUAUUUCACUAUAA
Molecule: messenger RNA, 1017 nt
Organism: Strongyloides ratti
Lineage: Eukaryota; Metazoa; Nematoda; Chromadorea; Rhabditida; Strongyloididae
Product: Peptidase M28 domain-containing protein
Exons: 5
Coding region: 1-1017 (338 amino acids)
Molecular function (GO): zinc ion binding; glutaminyl-peptide cyclotransferase activity
Source: RefSeq, a predicted model, not a curated record